UCGGAAAUCUUUAUGCUGUCAGCUUUCRAUAGUAGGACUGCUACGCUUUACUCCAGUGCAUAUCAAAUAUAACAUAUGACGUAUUUCCCGUUUUGAAAACUGGAAAGCUGUUGUAAUUGUUGCUGUAUCUUGCAAGAAUCYGCUAAUUGUUGCGGUGAUAUAAAAGAAGACAACGCGGUCCAUACUUUUAGUUGUUGACUAGUGUCAAYUAACAAAAAUGAAUCAUUUUAUGACGAGUUUUGGCGAAUUUUCUUCUAUAAUUUACACCAUACUGGGAUUAAUGUUUGUGGUCAUGUUCUAUCGAUUUGGCACGCGAAAACGACGUCUUCUUGAGGAUGCAUUCCCAGGAAUGACAGGACCCAAGCCAAUGUUUCUUUUUGGCCAUACAGUCGAUUUAAUAAAAGCGAAAGGGCAAAUUCAUGAGCAUUUUGAUGUGUAUUACAAGAAGUAUGGUCAACUUUUCGCUUUGAGCUUCUUUGGAAGUCCAGCUCUUGUUGUGAGCGACCCAGAGAUGAUCAAAGACAUUUGUGUGAAGAAUUUUGACUGCUUCUAUGAAAGAACGACAAAGUUCACCAUGCCAAAACCUCUUGACAGGGCACUAAAUAUUGCUCAUGGAGAAACCUGGAAACGAAUUCGCAACACCUUGUCGCCCUCAUUUAGUGCCCACAAACUUAAAGGCAUGACAUCACUGAUAAAUUUGAUAUGUGAUAAACUAAUGGAGAGAAUUGACAAAGUAGCUGCAAGUGGAAAAAGUGUUGAUAUCGUUAGCUACCAACAAACUGCAACUCUUGAUGCUAUCAUGUCUAUAGCAUUUGGUGUUCAAACUGACUUCCAAAACAACCCCAAUGAUCCCAUAAUGCAAAAGGCAAUUAGAGCGAUGAAACCAAGUGCACUUAACAUCACGAUGCAGAACAUCAUUUUGCCAUACCUCCCAUAUGGUCGUAAACUUCCAACUUCUCAAUUUGGCAGCCAYUUCUUUUUCAAGGAUAUUUUAGAGUUUGUGGAUCUAGCUCAAAGUGUUCUAGAUGAGCGACGUAAACUAGGAAAAGACACAUAUAAGGACUUUCUUGAUUUGAUGAUCAAUGCAACAAAUCCUGAAGAACCCGACAACCACAAGUUGAGUGAUGAUGAUAUCAUUGCUCAGUGUGUCAUCUUCCUUCUGGCUGGUUAUGAAACAUCAAGCACAACUUUAGCUUUAACAUGCUAUUACCUAGCAGCAAAACCUGAAAUCCAGGAAAAAGUCCAGCAAGAGAUAGACAGAGUGUGGCCUGAUGAAGAGGAAGUGCCAACCUAUGAUGCCAUCAAUGAUCUUCAUUACCUUGAUAUGGUUAUAUCAGAAACCCUGAGGCUCUGCCCACCGGGUCUGAUGCUCAUGCGUGAAUGCACCAAACCGUGUAUUGUCAAGGGAAUUAAGAUACCCAAGGACUGUCCCAUCCUAGUACCAGCAUACAGCAUCCACAGAGAUCCCAAGAUAUACCCAGAACCUGAAACGUUUGACCCAGAACGCUUUAGUGCAGAGGGCAAACUAUCACGUGAUCCUUACUCAUAUCUACCUUUUGGGCAUGGUCCAAGAAACUGCAUUGGAAUGAGGUUUUCACGAAUGGAAAUGAAAAUGAUGCUUGCAAGGCUUUUGAAGAGGAUAUCUUUAUCGAUGACACCCGAAACCAAGAAACCUAAGUUGGUUAGUAAAGCAACACUUACAGUUGAUGGUAGCAUUUUCCUGGGUGUUGAGAAACGAGUCAAGUAAACAUGCGGGAAUUGAACGGACACCGCAGGAAUUUAUAUAAAACUUUUAUAAAAUAAGGCAACUCAUCGAGUAACCAAAAGAGCUUAAGAAAGCUUACAGUUAAUGUAUAGUCUUUAGUGUUGACAAACGAGUAGAAAUGAUAAAAUAGUUUUCUUGUAACCUUCCUUCAAAAGUGAUAUAUAAGUUUUAUAUAAUGUAAAAUAAAUUAAUGCCGUUCUUCCGUCCGCGA
Messenger RNA from Exaiptasia diaphana, 1976 nucleotides. RefSeq names its product cytochrome P450 3A24. NCBI's taxonomy places the organism in Eukaryota, Metazoa, Cnidaria, Anthozoa, Actiniaria, Aiptasiidae. The transcript is spliced from 5 exons. The record is from RefSeq and is a predicted model, not a curated record. Gene Ontology annotation, molecular function: oxidoreductase activity, acting on paired donors, with incorporation or reduction of molecular oxygen; iron ion binding; heme binding. Bases 218 to 1747 code for a protein of 509 amino acids.